AUGCCGGAGCCCGGGCCGGACGCCCCCGGCACCGCUAGCGCGCAGCCCCCGCCGCCGCCGCCGCCCCCGCCUCCCGCGCCCAAGGAGUCCCCAUUCUCCAUCAAGAACCUGCUCAACGGAGACCACCACCGGCCGCCCCCUAAGCCGCAGCCGCCCCCACGGACGCUCUUCGCUCCGGCCUCGGCCGCCGCCGCCGCCGCCGCCGCCGCCGCCGCUGCCGCUGCGGCCAAGGGGGCCCUGGAGGGCGCCGCGGGCUUCGCGCUCUCGCAGGUGGGCGACCUGGCUUUCCCCCGCUUUGAGAUCCCGGCGCAGAGGUUUGCCCUGCCCGCGCACUACCUGGAGCGCUCCCCGGCCUGGUGGUACCCCUACACCCUGACCCCCGCCGGCGGCCACCUCCCACGACCUGAAGCCUCGGAGAAGGCCCUGCUACGAGACUCCUCCCCGGCCUCGGGCACCGACCGCGACUCCCCGGAGCCGCUGCUUAAAGCCGACCCGGACCACAAGGAGCUGGACUCCAAGAGCCCGGACGAGAUCAUUCUGGAGGAGAGCGACUCGGAGGAAGGCAAGAAGGAGGGCGAGGCGGCGCCGGGCGCGGCCGGGGCGAGCGUGGGAGCGGCGGCGGCGACGCCGGGCGCCGAGGACUGGAAGAAGGGCGCGGACAGCCCGGAGAAGAAGCCCGCGUGCCGCAAGAAGAAGACGCGCACGGUCUUCUCGCGCAGCCAGGUCUUCCAGCUCGAGUCCACCUUCGACAUGAAGCGCUACCUGAGCAGCUCGGAGCGCGCCGGCCUGGCCGCGUCGCUGCACCUCACCGAGACGCAGGUCAAGAUCUGGUUCCAGAACCGCCGCAACAAGUGGAAGCGGCAGCUGGCAGCCGAGCUGGAGGCGGCCAACCUGAGCCACGCCGCGGCGCAGCGCAUCGUACGGGUGCCCAUCCUCUAUCACGAGAACUCGGCGGCCGAGGGCGCGGCGGCCGCGGCCGCGGGGGCCCCGGUGCCAGUCAGCCAGCCGCUGCUCACCUUCCCGCACCCCGUGUAUUACUCUCACCCGGUGGUCUCGUCCGUGCCGCUGCUCCGGCCCGUCUGA
Messenger RNA from Delphinapterus leucas (beluga whale), 1083 nucleotides. RefSeq names its product H6 family homeobox 3 (gene HMX3). Gene Ontology annotation, cellular component: nucleus. Gene Ontology annotation, molecular function: RNA polymerase II transcription regulatory region sequence-specific DNA binding; DNA-binding transcription factor activity, RNA polymerase II-specific. Gene Ontology annotation, biological process: regulation of transcription by RNA polymerase II. The record is from RefSeq and is a predicted model, not a curated record. NCBI's taxonomy places the organism in Eukaryota, Metazoa, Chordata, Mammalia, Artiodactyla, Monodontidae.